AUGGUCCCGGCACGACCUGUCCUCCCGCUCCUGCCCCACCCGGACAACCAAGCUCCCCCUCGUCCACCGCACUCGCUGCCCCUCCCACCACCGCCGCCAGGCUACACGCGCACCCUCCACGCGUCGCCGGCCGCGUACCCCCGCACACUGCGCGGGGCGACAGGGAACUUGUCGCGCUCCAGCCACCCGUUCCGGAAGCACCCCGAGGCGUCCGUCGUGGGCGAGAGUAAAGACCAGCGCAAGGCGCGGUUGAACGGCGAGGCGGAGGCGUGUGUGCGGCUCAGGCAUGGGGCCGAGUACUGGACGCUCGACGAGGCACAGGCUUCCGGCGAGCCCGGGCUGUGGGUCGCUGUUGAGCGGUGGAAGCGGGACAAACCUGCUGGUGCUGAGCAGGGUGGGGUGACGCUCGUGAUGAGGAAUGCCUGUGGUAUGGCAGCGGACCACUGGCAGCCAAUGCUCCACGACCUCAUGGCCUGUGGGCCCGCGCGGGUCCAGUUCGGCACCGGGACACCUCUCGAGGACGCAAAGCCCGUGGUCAUUGACGAUAUCUGGUUCCUCGACGACCCGCACCACCACUCGUCGCUCGACCUCAACGCUGGCCGCCUGGGUGCCGUGCACUCGUGGACGGACACGGGUCGGGAAGUGAUCAAUUUCGUGGAACACGUCCUCCCCGCUGUCCUGGAGGCUGAGCAGGCCGAGAAGGAGGCUCAGGUUCCAGAGACACCGUGGGGACUGUCGUGGGCUCCCUCGCGCACCACUCGCCCAACACCAGUCAUCGGCGUCGGACACAGCUAUGGCGGUAACGGCGUUGUCCAGGCCGCGCACGCUCGCCCAGACUUGUUUGCGGGCAUCUUCCUCGUCGAGCCAAUGUGUAUCUUUGUCAACACCAACACCCUCCAGCUCGGCUGGCCGCUGACCAAUGCUGCCCUGCGACGACGCGACACCUGGCCCUCGCGCGCCGCGGCCGCGGCAGCCAACAGGUCCAACCCGAUGUUUGGCCGGUGGAACCCCGCCGUGUUCGACCUGUGGGUCUCGCACUCGCUCGUGCCCGUCGACCCCUCCGAGCCCGAGGGAGCCGUCACGCUCGCGACGCCGACGUGGGCCGAGGCAGCGACGUUCUCGGACCCCAACGCCCUGCCGCGCGGCUGGGACAAGUUGGCCGAGCUGGACAUGCCGGUCGGGUUUGUGCAGGCUGGCGAGGCGGACAUGUGGACUGCGGGUGAGAAGACGGUCAAUGAGAUGGUGUUCCGCACGCCCGGCGCGAGAAAUGAACGGAUCAUGGAGGCGAGUCACUUGGUUGUGCAAGAGCGUCCUGCCGAGCUGGCAGAGGCAUUUGCCCGGUUUCUCGCCACGCUCAAGGCUGGGUGGUUCUCUAAGGACUAG
Messenger RNA from Apiotrichum porosum, 1383 nucleotides. RefSeq lists its product as uncharacterized. Bases 1 to 1383 code for a protein of 460 amino acids. Lineage: Eukaryota; Fungi; Basidiomycota; Tremellomycetes; Trichosporonales; Trichosporonaceae. The transcript has 3 exons. The record is from RefSeq and is a predicted model, not a curated record.